Messenger RNA from Uranotaenia lowii, 786 nucleotides. RefSeq lists its product as uncharacterized. The record is from RefSeq and is a predicted model, not a curated record. The transcript has a single exon. The coding region runs from base 1 to 786 and encodes 261 amino acids. NCBI's taxonomy places the organism in Eukaryota, Metazoa, Arthropoda, Insecta, Diptera, Culicidae.
AUGCCACACACUACGUACACCCACGCCACACACCACCUGCCACCCACCAUCUCUAUCUUCCACCCACGCCACUCGCCUUCCCCGCCACCUACCACCCACCACCCACGCUACACAUCACCUGCCACCCACACAACACCUACGCCACACACCACCUACCACCCUCGCCACCUACCACCCACGACACCUACCACCCACGACACCUACCACCCUCGCCACCUACCACCCUCGCCACCUACCACCCUCGCCACCUACCACCCACGACACCUACCACCCUCGCCACCUACCACCCUCGCCACCUACCACCCACGACCCCUACCACCCACGACACCUACCACCCACGACACCUACCACCCACGACACCUACCACCCACGACACCUACCACCCACGACACCUACCACCCACAACACCUACCAACGCCAUACCACCCACCACCCACGCUACACAUCACCUGCCACCCACACAACACCUACGCCACACACCACCUACCACCCUCGCCACCUACCACCCACGACACCUACCACCCACGACACUUACCACCCUCGCCACCUACCACCCUCGCCACCUACCACCCUCGCCACCUACCACCCACGACACCUACCACCCUCGCCACCUACCACCCUCGCCAACUACCACCCACGACACCUACCACCCUCGCCACCUACCACCCACGACCCCUACCACCCACGACACCUACCACCCACGACACCUACCACCCACGACACCUACCACCCACAACACCUACCAACGCCAUACCACCCACCACCCAAGCGACCAACUUGCAUUGA